Triticum dicoccoides is the source of this 1678-nucleotide messenger RNA. RefSeq lists its product as uncharacterized. The coding region runs from base 143 to 1465 and encodes 440 amino acids. The record is from RefSeq and is a predicted model, not a curated record. Lineage: Eukaryota; Viridiplantae; Streptophyta; Magnoliopsida; Poales; Poaceae. Gene Ontology annotation, molecular function: protein binding. The transcript has a single exon.
CGAGCCGGGCCCACGGAACCUCUUUGGGUUAAACUAUUGCGCGCGCGCACCCCUCGCGCCUCGAAAGCGACACACACGCCCACACACCAGCACGCGCAGUGGCAUCGCAGCUGCUAGCUCCGCCGAGCUCCCACGCCCGCCCAUGGCCAUCGUCGCCGCGGCGCCGUUCCGGGAGGCGCCCGACGACGUCGUGGACGAAAUCCUGCUCCGCCUGCCGUGCCCCUCCUCCCUCGUGCGCGCCGCCGCGGCCUGCGCCUCGUUCCGCCUCCUCGUCUCCUCCCCGCGCUUCCUCCGCCGCCACCGCGCGCUCCACCCGGGCGCGGCGGCGCCCUUCCUCGGGGUCUUCUCCUCGGUCCCCGCGCCAGGCGAUUCGGGGGGCGCUUUUCACCCCUCCGACCCGCCCCAUCCGGCCGCGGCGGCCGCGCGCGACGUCGCCGGAGCCGCGGACUUCUCCUUCGCGUUCCUCCCGGCGCCGCCCGACGCCGCCACCGGCGCCGAGCGCCCCGGUUGGCUCGUCCGGGACUACCGCGACGGGCGCUUCCUCCUCGACCGGGCGUCCUCCUGCUCCACCUUCGACAGCGACAUCGUCACCGAUCUCGCCGUCUGCGACCCCUUGUCCCGCCGCUACGUCCUGCUCCCGCCCAUCCCGGAGGACCUCGCCGCCAGCGCCAACAACCCGCUCGGCGUCCUUGGCGGCCGGCGCUGGUGCGAGCCAUUCCUCGCGCCGGCCGACGCCGAGGGGGACAAAGACGAGGAGGAGCCCUCGUUCGUGGUGAUCUGGACGGCGCGGUGCCCGAGGAAGGUCGUGGCGCUCGCCUUCUCGUCGCGGGAAGGGCGGUGGCGCGCGCUCCCGUCGCCCGACUGCUUCGUCUGGAGGCGCCACCGGUCGCCCUUCUCCUGCCCGGUGCACGCGGUCUGGAACCGACGGCACUACGCGCACGGCCGCUUCUACUGGGCGGACUGCCUCACCAACCGCUGGCUGGUGCUCGACAUCGGCGCCAUGGAGCUCUCCGUCCAGGAGGUCCCGGCGCCGGCCAGGUUCUGGGAGGAGAACGUCGCCGUCGUGGAAGGCGCGAACGGCGAAGUCGGCGUGUUCGCGCACGAAUUCUACCACGCCGACGGCAACGCCAGCCUCAACUACUACACGAUCCCGCGCGACGCCGACGGCGUGGCGAAGUCGUGGCGGCUCGAGAAGACGAUCCCACUGCCGUGGUCCACGGCGCACGGCCGGCCGUUCUGCAUCCGCGGCGCGGCCAACGGGUGCCUGGUCAUUGAGGUCAACCAAGACUCGCCGCGGCCGUUCAUGUCGUCGAGCCACGACAGCCGGGACGUCGAGCUGUUUAAGAUCGACGUCGGGCGCCUCGAGCUGGAGAGAGUCUGCCGGGCGCGGUGCUCCGGCGGCGUCAGCGACGGCUGGUGGCCGUACUUCGGCUUCCCGCCGUUGCUGAGCUUGCCAACUGUUUGAGUCGCAUCGCCAAAUACUUCAGGAAAUUCCGCAGCAUCUUGUGUGUAAGCCUCGAAGGUAGUGUACCGGUGUGGCACAUGAAUGUAACUGGAGGCGGGCAGUUUGUGUUGGUCUUUGUAUAAGCAUUUUCAGUAAUACAGUUACAGUGCAGGUGUACAGUUCGUACAGCAAACCGAAACAAGUGUACAGUAUAUAACAGGUCAUUGGCAACCA